GGUACGGGACCGCAUUCCACAAUGUGGCAGCGAGGCACCAGGGGACGGACGUCCGCUCUUUAGUCAACAGCCUUGGUGUUCCGCUGAUAUCAGGCGUUCAUUGCGGGUCCUUUUAACACCUGUCACAAAUGUCGAUUUUCAGUAGGCCUAUGCCGUUUCAUAUUGUCUGAAUGCCUGUCUCAAUUAGAGCUCAUGUGGAUCCGUGAAACAUGCCUUUUACGCUGAAUUUGUUCAUGAUCCUAAAUUUAGUCUGGAGCUCGGAGACCAAGUGCUCCCCGACCACUUUUUAUAAAAACUGCUGGAUUAGACGCUUCCCCGGCAUUUUCAUCGAUAUCGACGAGUCCCAGCGCAGAGGCGCGCAGCUUCUUAAGUUUUACCAGGAGGAAACGGCAUUGAAAUGCAGCCGGACCUGUUGCCUCACAAGAAACUUCUCCUGUAACCUGGCCAUGUUCCACUAUGACACCGUGCAGGAGAGUGUUAACUGCUUCCACCUGCACUGCCCCACUUUGGAGAGCUGCAUCCCAAGGCACAGGGGCAAUGUCAUCCUCUACAACAUCAGUGCAGGUGUGGACCCUGACCUGCUGGUUUUUGGGAAGUAUUUCCCAUCCAAUGUACGUGUCUGGCCUCACCUGUCCUCCAGGCCCAACUCCUCAGACCUCCUGGCUUCGGAUAAGCGCCAGUUCAACCGCCCAGCUGUGUCUCCUGUCCAGAAGCAAACCACCUUGUCCCCAAAAGGGGGAUUGACCUCACCCAAGAACUCUAACAAGGUUAUAUCUGGUUCCUCCUUUGUUACUUUCCCAUCAUCACCUGUCAUGACCACCUCCACCUCUCCUGAACAAGCUUUGAGGAGCAGCUCCACCCACUCUACCCUAUCCACCAUGAUUGCCUCUACCUCUGUCACCCCUGUUAACUCCACACCCCUACCAAUCACAACCAGUUCAACCUUCAUGAACUCCAUUCUUCCACCAGUCACAACUAGUACUUCCUCCAUUAUGUCCACAAUCUCUCCAAUUCCAAGUUCCACCUCCACCCAGCCACUAGCUAUGACUAAUUCUACCUUAUUCAACUCCACAUCCCCACUAAAUACAAGCAAGCCCACCAUCUUCCAUUCUACCCCACCAUCCUCUAUAAAUAUAUACUCCUCCGUCAACUCCACAGCCCCACCAGUUACAAACAAACCCAGCUCUUUUAAGUCAAACUCACCACCAGUCAUAACCGAGCCCAGCUUGCUCAACUCCACAGCCCUACCAGUUAUGACUAAUUCUAAUUCCUUUACCUCUACCCCACCAGCAUUAACAGCCAGACCCACCUUGCUCAACUCCACAGCCUUACCAAUUAUAACCAACCCCAUUUCCUUCAACUCUACCCCAUCACCAGUCAUAACCAGCCCCACCUCUACCAAAUCCAUACCCCUGUCAAUGAAAACCAAGCCCACCCCCAUCAAAUCCAUAUCCUCAACAGUCACAACUGGGCUCAGUUCCAUUAACUCCACACAUUCACCAGCAAAAGUUAGACCUAUAACUGCUACACCAGCACCUCAAGUCAUCAUGGUCAAAUCAACUUUCUCUCCUUCCAAAGCUCCAGCCAUCAUGAUACACUCUUCCUACACCAAAGACACACCCUUGCAUUCCACGAUUGGCCCCAUUACCUCCAUCACCCCACCCACUGUGGUGAUCACACCAACCAUUAAAACACCAUCAUCUACUUUGGCCAGCAUUGCCCAUGCAACUCCCCCCUCCUCUCUCAUGUCCAAGUCCAGCUCUGCCUUGACAAGCCCCAUAUCCUCUCAUAUGACCAGAUCUACACCUGUCACCUCCACUUCUCCACUAAAAAUGACCAUCGAUGUCCAAACCACUAUUUUGGCCCUGUAUACCAACAGCACUGGGGGUAACCAUACCACCCACAGCCAGUCCUCUGCCAUUCCACGGUAUCCUGGCCCCCUUCUACUCCCCACAAGCACUCAUGCUCAUUCCAUUCCUGCUGGUCCUGCCAACAUUGACAGUGGCAAACAGUAUCCCAAUGAUACCAAAGGAUAUGUCAGCAGGAACCACACUGAGGUGGAGGUGGGUAGUGGUAAGCCCAACACAGUGACUCCAACCUGGCAUAUUGCAGUCAAAGCUCUUCUGGUCCCAAUAGUGGUCGUCAGUGCUGUCUUACUGACCUGCUGCUGUACCACCUUGAUGGCCAUCAACUGGAGGGGCAAGAGAAAGGGACACUACAGGACAUCCUGGGGCAAAAAGAAGGGCUCCAUGCAACUUGUCAAGUAUGUGAUCAUCAGGGAGAGGUUUUGAGCAGGCAUGUGGGUGUGGAUGGUCUGAAACCAGCGACAGUGGAGGUCUUGGGUGCUUGGAAGAUAUGGCAGAUUUCAGGUGAUUUUUUUUCUAUUGAAGAAUGCAGAAGACUGCAAGAGAUUAAACUGAAGGGUCUGGCAGAUGCGUGAUUCGCCUACAGUUGGGAGACACUGCAGCAGUUUGGUUUCAGGAAAUGCUGCACACUUUGAUUGUUCUCCACCAUCUGGGACUGCAGUUGGAGUUAACUGCUCCCUUGAAGACCAUCAUAUAAGCAGGGGUUUAAAGCUCGCCAGCCAGAGGUGACUCCAGUAUUAGCCUGCAUUGGCGAGGUCUCCGUUGCCACGUUUCUUACAACAGAUUCAUAAUGAAGUUUUUUUAUGAAGCAAUUUUCAAAGGAAUUUAAAAUAAUGAGAGAGCAAAGAUUCUUAGGGUUCCCAUAGUAAUAUGAUCUGAAUGGUCUUUCACUGUGGAAAUGAUUCAGCCUAAAGGCAUUAUUUAUAAGGAGGUCAUGGUUUUAUAAUCUUAAUGGUUUAAUAACGAAGUUCCACAUUUUGGAGCAUGAAGCUACCAUGCAGGUCACACCAAUGGAAGACCACGGCAAACUGAGGCCAAAGUCAAAGAUCCACAGCACUUAGCUUCACAUGGGGUAGAAACAGCUUUGCCUUGAUUUUUUCCUUUAACUCAUCAAAAUAAUCGUUAAAAGUGACUUUUUUUUUUUUUUUUACUUACCUUGCUUUGAUCCACUAGUUACCUCUCUAAGAAUAAAUGUGUAUAUUUUCUACU
Messenger RNA from Paramormyrops kingsleyae, 3074 nucleotides. RefSeq lists its product as uncharacterized. Lineage: Eukaryota; Metazoa; Chordata; Actinopteri; Osteoglossiformes; Mormyridae. Gene Ontology annotation, biological process: extracellular matrix organization; epithelium development; epidermis development. The record is from RefSeq and is a predicted model, not a curated record. Gene Ontology annotation, cellular component: plasma membrane. Gene Ontology annotation, molecular function: serine-type endopeptidase inhibitor activity.